UUGUGAGUGGCCAGUGCAGACGCGCUUCUCGGAGUCCCAAGUCCCGGCUCCACUCUUGGCUCGGAUGGGAACCGGCAGCCGGCGCUCGCCUUGGCGGCGGGGAACGCCAGGCUGCCUGGAGGAGGAGGCGUGACCGGGCCUGGACGUUGGUACCUGCUCCAUGGUGACGGCCAUGUCGGUGAGGCUGCGGUUCCUGUCCUCUGGGGAUGCGGGGGCCGUGGGGGUCGUGGGCCGGAGCGCCUCGUUCGCGGGCUUCAGCAGUGCUCAGAGCCGGAGGAUCGCAAAGUCUGUCCACGGCAACUCGGUGAGAUUGCGGAUGCCCGCCAAGUCCUCCAAGACGUACGGCACGCUGCGCAAGGGGGCUGCGUGCCCGGGCCCCAGGCCGCAGCAAGUGAAGAGGGUCUUCGAAGCUCUCAAGAGAGGCCUCAAAGAGUACCAGUGCGUCCAGCAGGCCGAGCUGGACUACCUGUCAGGGCGCCACACGGACACCCGCAGGAACUCCAGGCUGGCUUUCUAUUACGACCUGGACAAGAAGCAAAUGCGCUCUGUGGAAAGGCACAUCCGGAAGAUGGAGUUUCACAUCAGCAAGGUGGAGGAACUGUAUGAGGGCUACUGCAUCCAGUGCCGCCUGCGGGACGGGGCCGCCAACAUGCAGAGGGCCUUCUCCCGCUGCCCGGCCAGCCGCGCCUCCCGAGAGAGCCUGCAGGAGCUGGGCCGCAGCCUGCAGGAGUGUGCCGAGGACAUGUGGCUCAUCGAGGCAGCCCUGGAGGUGCACCUGGGAGAGCUCCACAUCAAGAUGAAAGGCUUGGUGGGCUACGCGCGCCUCUGCCCCGGGGACCAGUACGAGGUGCUCAUGUGCCUGGGCCGCCAGCGCUGGAAGCUCAAGGGCCGGAUCGAGUCUGAUGACAGCCAGACCUGGGACGAGGAGGAGAAGGCCUUCACCCCCACGCUGCACGCGAACCUGGAGAUCAAGGUGACAGAGCUGAGGGGCCUGAGCUCGAUGGCCCUGGGCACAGUGACCUGCGACAUCACCGACUUCUUCACGACCAGGCCGCAGGUGAUCGUGGUGGACAUCACAGAGCUGGGCACCAUCAAGCUGCAGCUGGAGGUGCGGUGGAACCCGUUCGACACCGAGAGCUUCCUGGUGUCACCCAGCCCUACGGGCAGGUUCUCCAUGGGCAGCAGGAAGGGCUCCUUGUACAGCUGGACGCCCCCCAGCACCCCCAGCUUCCGAGAGAGGUUCUACCUGUCUGUCCUGCAGGAGCCGGCACAGCAGGCUCUGCUGCUGGGGGCGCCGAGGGCCCCCUCCAUCCUGCGCUACCUGUCCGACAGCGACCUGCGUGGCCCUGGCCUGCGCAGCCAGAGUCAGGAGCUGCCCGAGAUGGAUUCUUUCAGCUCCGAGGACCCCCGAGACGCCGAGACCAGCACGUCGGCCUCCACCUCAGACGUGGGGUUCCUGCCCGUGGCCAUGGACCCCAACGCGUCCAUCGAAGAGGAGGCCCAGGAAACCCCCCGGUCCCUGGGCCUCGGGCUGGAGAUGGCCCACCUGGCGGGAGGCUCGCUUGUGGAGCGGCCUGGGUGGAGGACUCUGGGACUAGAGGGCCCCAACCUGCCCCGGGGCUCCCCUUUCCACAACCACACGGUCCUGGGCAGCCAGAAAGACCAUGAUGAAGGCGAAGUCGAGGACAGAGGGGAUGGGCCCUGGGUGACCCUCGAGCGGCCGCUGCAGGAGGUCCUGGAUUUACUGCGGUCCGUGGAUACGGCCCAGCCCCAGCUCCGGGAGCUGGAGUACCAGGUCCUCAGCUUCAGGGACCGGCUGAAGCCCCGCGGCGCCCCCCGGGAGCAGGCCUGUGCGGACAGCCUGAUGGAGUGCAUCCUGGAGAGCUUCGCCUUCCUCAGCGCGGACCUCGCCCCGCAGGCGCUGCCCCUGUGUGGGGGCUGCCAGGGUCCCCGAAAGGACAGGAGCCCACCCCCGCCGCCGCGGAAAGCGUCAUCUCGGGAGCUGACGGCCGGCGCCCCGGAGCUGGACACGUUGCUCACGGUCCACCUCCAAGUCUGCAGAACCCUGCUGCAGAAACUGGCCUCUCCUGGUCUGUCGAGGGUGGUCCAGGAGUGCCUCCUGGAAGAAGCUGUGCAGCAAAAACAGGUUCUGGAGACGCUCUCUGGGCUGGAUUUCGAGAAGAUUAGCAAGGCGGCCUCCAUUGAAGAUAUUGUCCCCCAGGCCACGCGGAGGAAGGGGUGCCUGAAGCUGUGGAGAGGGUGCACGGAGCCCGGCAGGGUCCUGUCCUGUGCCGCCACCACGCUGCUGAACCAGCUCAAGAAGGCGUUCCUGCACAGGGUCCGGGGAAAAUACCCAGGACAACUGGAAAUAGUGUGCCGAAGGCUCCUGGAGCAGGUGCUCAGCUGCGGCGGGCUGCUCCCCGGAGCCGGGCUCCCCGAAGAACAGACGGUCACCUGGUUCCAGUUUCACAGCUACCUGCAGAGGCAGGGGGUGUCCGACCUGGAGAAGCACUUUGCCCAGCUCACCAAGGAAGUGACACUUGUCGAGGAGCUGCGGUGCGCGGGGCAGCUCAAGGCGGUCCGGAAGCUGCAGGGGAAGCGGCUGGGCCAGCUCCAGCCCCUGCCCCAGACGUUAAGGGCCUGGGCGCUGCUGCAGCUGGACGGGACCCCGCGGGUGUGCAGGGCGGCGAGCGCCCGCCUGGCCGGCGCCGUGCGGAACAAGAGCUUUCGGGAGAAGGCUCUGCUCUUCUACACCAACGCCCUGACGGAGAACGAUGCCAAACUCCAGCAGGCCGCCUGUGUGGCGCUGAAACACCUCCGGGGCAUCGAGAGCAUCGACCAGAUCGCCAGCCUGUGCCAGUCCGACGUGGAGGCCGUGCGCACGGCAGCCCGGGAAGCCACGCUGUCAUUCGGUGAGAAAGGACGCUUAGCUUUUGAGAAGAUGGACAAACUCUGCUUGGAACCAAGAGAAGAAGCCUUUUGCCAGGAAGCAGAUAUUGAAAUCACUGUAUUUUAAAAAGCCCCGGCUGCUGAGCUCGAACCUGGCAUGUUUUUGCUGCUGCCCAGCCCUGACACAGGGCCCGAGCUCUGCAUGGGGGUACGCGGCCUGCUCCCCCCGUGAGAGCUGGCCGGAGCCGCUUCCUCAGUCUCCAGACCAGUCCCACAGCCCAGGGGCACAUAGGACACUUUUCAUGUAGUAGGGAAACAGGUGUGCAGCACUUCGAAGGCUGGCGGACUUCAAUCAGGUGACCAGUCUGGGCUCUGAGAACCUGUCUGACCGUCCCUGGACAGCCGCACUCCGAAGGGGCCAAGGCCAGGCAGGCUGAGGCCUGGAAUAAAAGCCUCCCUGCGGGCCGGCCUGCUCGGCACUUCUGGGUCAAAACGGCUCAGGAGUGAAGAGGCAAAAAGCAGGAGGGCUGACCUUGCUAAGGAGAACGCGGUGGGUCACUUCCAUGGCGGCAAGCGGGCCCCUGGGAAGCCAUGGAAGGUGGCCAGACAGACCGCGGGGUUGCCACGCUUCACACUUAGCCGGAGUGGUAGCCCAAAUGCCACCGUGGGGCCCGGUGGCGGCCUGCAGACCAUGGGCCGGAUCUUUACUGUGCUCAGUGGCACCGAGAACAUGACACUGGCCAGGAAACCUUAUGUCUGGUCAGUAAAAGCGUUCGGCGACCUCACUGAUCCAAAUGGACUCGAGCUUCUGAAUGCCAGUCAACUUAAGGCCAAUUAAAUGAAUUGUGUCAGAAGCCAUCAGCUGGUCUGAAGAAGGAUUUCACUGCAGAACGUGUUUAAAGAAAAAAGAUUCGCUUCUUAUUUAAGCCUGUUAAAAGAAAGCCUCACCGUGUGUCCUGAACCGUUUUUGCGCCGAGCUAUGGAGAGAAGCCGGGGUGUGUGACUCCUGGCAACGGCACUGGGGGUUCUGGAACUUCAACCUUCUCGUGUAAACUUCCUGUAUGCUCUGCGCUUUAUGGUUUAACUUCAUAUUUAUUUGCCUCGUUCCUAUGUUCAGUUUUCAGGAAUUUCAAUUAAAACGUUUGUUGGUGUUUCACUUUACCUGAA
This is a messenger RNA of Suricata suricatta (meerkat), 4056 nucleotides long. RefSeq names its product RIPOR family member 3 (gene RIPOR3). Bases 161 to 3016 code for a protein of 951 amino acids. The transcript has 22 exons. NCBI's taxonomy places the organism in Eukaryota, Metazoa, Chordata, Mammalia, Carnivora, Herpestidae. The record is from RefSeq and is a predicted model, not a curated record.